AUGCAUUGGGCGCCAGUUAUCUGGACAAUGUAUACUAUGGCCAGCAGGGUCUCUGGUACCUCCUACAUUCGUUCAUCGAUGAACAGUGCUGUAAGUGAGGAGGAAAUCAUCCAGAUCCAGAAUCGACAGGCAGAGUUACAUCUACAUAUGAGAUAUAAACGCGCAGCCAUCAAUGACCAACAGAUGACCAUUGGCAUGAUUAUCGGCCACCAGAACGAAUUUUCCACGCAUGAAAUGACGGACGGCAUGAUAUUUAUAUUCUAUAGAACCCUCUUCCCACUAAAGUGGGUAUCGGGGACCAACGUCGAUGUAGGUUUGUGGAAAAAAACUGCAAGGGCGCGAAGGAGUGAUGGUGUGCUUAUGAGCAUGGGCCUGGAGAGCGAUGAUGCGAAGGAGCUUGCUAGUGUAUUGUGGGAGAUCGUCGGGAAUGUCCGAGAAACAUUAUCCUAUUCAAAAACAGUGAUCCGCGGCAAACCAAGUAGCUUCGUCGUCCCGCAGUUUGAAAAGCUAAGUACCAAUGUGAAAAGCGCGUAA
Messenger RNA from Suillus subalutaceus, 534 nucleotides. RefSeq lists its product as uncharacterized. Bases 1 to 534 code for a protein of 177 amino acids. Lineage: Eukaryota; Fungi; Basidiomycota; Agaricomycetes; Boletales; Suillaceae. The transcript has a single exon. The record is from RefSeq and is a predicted model, not a curated record.